Endocarpon pusillum Z07020 is the source of this 1599-nucleotide messenger RNA. RefSeq lists its product as uncharacterized. The transcript is spliced from 5 exons. Gene Ontology annotation, biological process: amino acid transport; transmembrane transport. Lineage: Eukaryota; Fungi; Ascomycota; Eurotiomycetes; Verrucariales; Verrucariaceae. The coding region runs from base 1 to 1599 and encodes 532 amino acids. The record is from RefSeq and is a predicted model, not a curated record. Gene Ontology annotation, cellular component: membrane. Gene Ontology annotation, molecular function: transmembrane transporter activity.
AUGGAACAAAAUGUCGCCGAAGAUGCUAAGCUCGCGGAAUUCGGCUAUGAGCAAGAAUUCAAACGGUCUUUCAGCCUGCUGGGCAUGAUUGGCUUCUCUUUCAGCAUCGUCACCAGCUGGAGUGCAUUGGCUGGUGUAUUGAUUGUGGGAAUUGGAGCUGGCGGGCCUCCUGUCCUUGUGUACUCUUGGAUUGGUGUCUGCAUCCUUACGCUUGCUGUGGCCCACUCACUGGCGGAAAUGUGUUCUGCCUAUCCCGUCAAUGGUGGUCAAUACUCCUGGGUUGCUCUCCUUGCUCCUCCCAAGAUCGCUAGAGGCUUGUCCUGGGUCACAGGCUGGUUCAUGAUUACAGGCAUCGUAGCUAUGGGCGCUACCAAUAACUUUAUCACUGCAAACUUCCUCCUCGGUAUGGCCAAUCUGUCCAAUCCGGACUACGUGAUCCAGAGAUGGCAUACCACUUUGGUCUCAUACCUGGUGGGAAUUAUAGCAGCAUGCGUCAAUAUUUUCUUUCCUCGCUCGCUGAACAAGAUAUCUACUGCUGCUCUUUGUUGGAACUUACUGAGCUUCUUUGUGAUCAUUAUCACCGUCCUGACAACCAAUGAUCACAAGCAAUCUUCAAGCUUCGUAUGGAAGGAUUUUCAGAACUUCACAGGAUUCGGACCUGCCAUGGCUUCUAUUGUUGGUCUCCUACAGGCCUUCUUUGGCAUGUGUUGUUACGAUGCACCUGCUCAUAUGACAGAGGAAAUGAAAAAUGCUUCCAAGGAAGCUCCACGGGCCAUCAUCAUGUCGGUAUGGUUCGGAGCAAUCACUGGCUUCGUGUUCCUUGUCAGCAUUUUCUAUUGCAUUGGAGAUAUUGAAACGACAGCUACGAGUCCAACCGGUGUACCACUCAUUCAGAUCUUCAUUGACAGCACAGGUUCGGUACGUGGUUCAUGUACUCUAACGGCUAUGAUUACGAUUAUUUGUAUCCUUGCCGCCAAUGGUCUGACGGCGGAGGGCUCACGAUCUCUGUUCGCGUUUGCAAGGGAUCAUGGACUGCCAUUUUCCAAAUUCUUCGCCAAGGUCAACCCACAACGACGCGUCCCAACAAAUUCGGUACUGCUGUGCUUGAGCGUGCAACUGGCCAUGCAGUCCAUCUAUUUCGGGUCCUAUACGGGAUUUGCAACCGUCAUUGCGAUUGCGACCCAGGGUUUCUACGUCUCCUACGCGAUUCCUUUGUUUGCCCGUCUCCUGGCUCGGUUUACUGGCCAUGCAAAAGUGCUUCCUGGACCAUAUUCUUUGGGCCGAUAUGGGGUCUGGUUGAACUUGGUCGGUUUCCUUUUCCUUGCGUUUGCCAGCAUCACGUUCAACUUCCCCAGCAUUAGCCCAGUAGAGAAGGACAAUAUGAACUACACCUCUGCCGCGGUCGGUGUUAUUGGCCUGGUCAGCCUGCUCACCUGGAUCUUUGAUGGCCGCAAGAACUUUACGGGUCCAGCAACUGGCACCAUGGUAAAUGAUAUAGAAGCAGAGGAGAGGAACGAUCGACAAGGUGCUGCUACGAAAGAGGGUACUAACAGAGAAAGUAUCAGUGAUGUAGCUGUCGAGAGCGAGAAGGAAUUUUAG